AUGAGUGGAACACAGCCAGACAUUGAGGAACCUGGGGUCACCCUUAUAGGUCCCCGGGUAUACCUCAAUGUCUUGCGGAGUGUAUUUACAGUCCCCAACAACAAUGAAUUUACCUUUCCUUUGAAACGGCCAGUCCAGAAGGUCUUCGCAAUCCACGCGAACUGGGUGCCAGCUGGUAUCUCUGAGGUGCGCACUGGUCGCCACCCCCGCGAGCCCUUCGACUUCUCCUCGGAGCCCUCCCCCGUGGCUUGGAGAGGGGGUCCUGAUCGCGUGCCCCCGACGGAGGGUACUUACCUGCAGUCUUGGGGAACCCUCAGCGCACAGAAGACUUCGCCGGGAGUGCUGCCGACGAAGCUACCUCCUGGAUCUGCGAGGAGCGCUCCUCCGAAGAGGCUGCUCGACUCGCAGCGGUGGGACCGCCCUGGAUCUGAAACUCUUCGGUGCUCGCGCCUGGCAGGGAAUGUGCCCCGGCAGUGUGUGAGCCUGAGCAGGGACAAUGCAGAGCAGCAAGCGAGGGGAUUCCUCUGGCACAGCGCAGGAGUCAGGACUCUGGGUCUGGGCUGCACAGGGCCAAGUUCCCGUGUUUGGACAGGCUCAGGGGCUGCCCCCGGGGCGCGCGGGGCUCGGCCGUGGAACGGACACGCGGACAAACGGCCCCGGGGCUUCGGCGGCAGCGGCGGUAGCGGCGGCAGCGACUCCACAGAGUCUACGAACUCUGCGACCCUCCUCAUCUCUCGUUCCUCCUCUCCCUAUUCCACAUUCCUGCACUCUCUCCUGGUGUCCCUUUCCCGGUCUCCCCAGCCCCUCUCGGUGUCCCCGUCCCGGCUUUUCCCUCUCCCCCUGCCGGGCCGGGCCAUGCCCCCGGCCCGUCCCCGGCCCCGGGCGGGGCUGCCCCGUCCCCGUCCCCGGGCGUCCCGCCGCGGUCUCGCCUGGGCCCGGCUCUGGCCGUGCUGGAGGUGGCGCUGUUGGGCCGGGAUCAGUGCCUGGGGCUGGGGCGGCAUCGCCACCCUUUGGCUGCGCCUGGGCCGGGCACGGCCUCGGCCCCGGUGCCGACCCCGAGCCCGGCGCCGCCUCCUCCCGGGCCCCGCGGAGGACACACGCGGCGCGGCCGCUCCCGCCGCCUCCGCUGCGGCUUCCCCGGCCCGAGCUCCGCCGCUCGGCAGCGCAGCCGCCGGCCCCGAACCGCCGGGGCCCGGCGCGGGUGGGGAUGCCCGGCCCGGGCCGCUCGGGGGGCGCUCGGGGGCCGUGUCUGGCCCCGGGCCGAGCGCUGACGGCCGCGUGUCGCCCGCAGGGAAGGCGCAGGAGGCCCUGCAGGACCGGUACCGGCUGGGUUCGCUGCUGGGGCGCGGAGGAUUCGGCAGCGUCUACUCGGCGACACGAGUGUCGGACGGCGCCCCGGUGGCCAUCAAAUGCGUGCCGCGGGAUCGCAUCCGGCUCUGGGGCGAGCUGCCCAACGGCGCCCGUGCGCCCCUGGAGAUCGUGCUGCUGGACAAGGUGUCCGCUGGCUGUGCUGGUGUCAUUCAGCUCCUGGAGUGGCUUGAGCUCCCCACCAGCUUCUUGUUGGUGCUGGAGCGUCCCGAGCGGUGCCAGGACCUGUCGGCUUUCCUGGCGGAGCGGAGGUUCCUGCCGGAGGAGGAGGCGCGGGCGCUGUUCCGCCAGGUGCUGGAGGCUGUGCGGCACUGCACCAGCUGCGGGGUCCUGCACAGGGACAUCAAGCCUGAGAACAUCCUGCUCGACCUGGCCACAGGAGAGCUCAAACUCAUCGACUUUUGCUGUGGCGCCUUCCUCCAAGACACAGCCUACACCCAAUUUGCAGGUGAGCCCCCUCAGGGGAUGUUCCUGGGCAUCUCCUGGCCCAGCCUGGCUGUAGCACCGGGCCUUCCCCCUCUUGCUGCUGGCAACAGCAUGAUUUCUUGA
Messenger RNA from Prinia subflava (tawny-flanked prinia), 1917 nucleotides. RefSeq lists its product as uncharacterized. NCBI's taxonomy places the organism in Eukaryota, Metazoa, Chordata, Aves, Passeriformes, Cisticolidae. Gene Ontology annotation, cellular component: cytoplasm. Bases 1 to 1917 code for a protein of 638 amino acids. The record is from RefSeq and is a predicted model, not a curated record. Gene Ontology annotation, biological process: protein autophosphorylation. Gene Ontology annotation, molecular function: protein serine/threonine kinase activity; ATP binding. The transcript is spliced from 6 exons.